AUGUGUCGGGUGAGAGGCAUUCAAGAAGCUGUGGACAGGUUAAAAAGAAAGAGCAGGAGUUUCUAUUUGGCCAGCUCGGUCUUUCACGGUCGUCUUCGAAUUGACUUGAUUUUAUUAGUCGCCGAUGACCUUGUUGAUGAUGCGAAUACUGACUCUGAGGCUCGGGAAUGGAUUACUAAACUCACACACUACCUUGACCUGGUGUACGGAUCAAAGGAAACUACCAACAUGACUGACUCGUUGCGACCCGGCCUUGAUACGUACAUUCAGGAUAGCUUCCCUCCAUCUUCAUAUUGGGCACUUCGGUUUCUACCAACUCACAUUCUAUCAUCUGCGCCUUUGUACGAGUUACUAGCAGGAUUCAAGACGGAUUUAGAAUUUCAUCAAGCGGAUUCUUCCAGCGAGACGAGAGAAUUUCCCAUUCGAAAUGAAGACGAUCUCAUUGCAUACAGUACGAGAGUUGCUGGGACAGUGGCUGAAAUGUGCUUGGAAUUAAUUUUUCACCAUACUUCAACUGUUAUUUUAUCUCAUCGACGUAACGAUCUUAUCCAUGCUGGCGCCCGCAUGGGAAUAGCUCUACAGUGUAUCAACAUUUGUAGAGAUGUGACCGUGGAUGCUGGGAUUGGAAGAGUAUAUCUCCCCACUUCAUGGCUCGAGAAAGAAAGCUUGAAACCUCAACAGGUUGUGGACAAUCCUACUGGACCAGUUAUCGACAAACUACGAGAAAGGUUACUAGAAAAGGCUUUUGGCAUCUAUCGGGAAGCUCGCCCUGCCAUUGAAAAGAUUCCGGGACAUGCCAAGGUGUCGAUGAGAGUUGUUGUUGAGAGCUAUGUCGAGAUAGGGAGAGUGAUGAGAGAACGGGAACGUAAAGUUACCAAAGGUCGGGCUACAGUACCGAAACUGAGGCGCAUCGGAGUUGUUUGGAAAGCUUUGAAUCAGCGUUGA
This is a messenger RNA of Sclerotinia sclerotiorum 1980 UF-70, 945 nucleotides long. RefSeq lists its product as hypothetical. The record is from RefSeq and is a predicted model, not a curated record. Gene Ontology annotation, biological process: biosynthetic process. The transcript is spliced from 2 exons. Lineage: Eukaryota; Fungi; Ascomycota; Leotiomycetes; Helotiales; Sclerotiniaceae. The coding region runs from base 1 to 945 and encodes 314 amino acids.